UUUAUAACUCUACCACGUACAAAAAAUGGAAGCCCUUCAGAUUUUCGUAGCCAUUUUCAUCUUGGCUCUUGCAUCGCCUUUGACCUUUGCCUCUGAUCCUAGCCCUCUUCAGGACUUUUGUGUAGCCAUUAAUGAUCCCAAGGGCUCUGUGUUUGUCAACGGAAAAUUCUGCAAAGACGCAAAGCUUGCCAAAGCAGAUGACUUCUACUUUUCAGGUCUCCAUAUCCGCAAAAACACAUCCAACACAUUUGGAUCUACUGUCACACCUCUUAAUGUUGCACAGAUGCCAGGACUUCACACAUUGGGGAUAUCUAUGGUUCGAAUUGACUAUGCACCUAACGGUGGCCUGAACCCUCCUCACACUCACCCUCGUGCCUCAGAGAUUCUAGUUGUUCUGGAAGGCACACUCCAUGUCGGUUUCAUUACAUCGAAUCCAGAUAAUCGUUUGAUUUCUAAAGUCCUAUAUCCAGGAGAUGUCUUUGUUUUUCCUGUGGGUCUCAUUCACUUUCAGUACAACAUAGGGAACACCUAUGCUGUCGCCUUUGCUGGUCUUAGCAGUGAAAACCCAGGGGUGAUCACUAUUGCAAAUACAGUAUUUGGCUCAAACCCUUCCAUUAAUGCUGAUAUUCUUGCCAAGACUUUUAAUCUGGAUAGGAAAAUGGUGAAGAAUCUUCAAUCCAAAUUCUGAUGGGAUAACAUUCGAAGGAAUGUUCGAAUGAUGUUUGAAUUUGUCAUUUGUUAUUUAUAGUAAAAUUAAAUUUUAUUUUAUUUCUGAAAUAUAGAAUAAAAGAGGUUGUUUAUGGGCCUCAUCUUAUGUUUGUUUGAAUUUUAGCAUAUUAUAAAAUUGAAAAGUGGUCUUUAUUUGAA
Messenger RNA from Gossypium raimondii (Peruvian cotton), 867 nucleotides. Its product is annotated as germin-like protein subfamily 1 member 11. The coding region runs from base 26 to 688 and encodes 220 amino acids. Gene Ontology annotation, cellular component: cell wall. The transcript has 2 exons. Gene Ontology annotation, molecular function: manganese ion binding. Lineage: Eukaryota; Viridiplantae; Streptophyta; Magnoliopsida; Malvales; Malvaceae. The record is from RefSeq and is a predicted model, not a curated record.